Cyprinodon tularosa is the source of this 6018-nucleotide messenger RNA. It is a transcript of the gene arap3, whose product is annotated as ArfGAP with RhoGAP domain, ankyrin repeat and PH domain 3. Gene Ontology annotation, biological process: signal transduction; positive regulation of GTPase activity. Gene Ontology annotation, molecular function: GTPase activator activity; phosphatidylinositol-3,4,5-trisphosphate binding; protein binding. The transcript is spliced from 36 exons. The coding region runs from base 326 to 5476 and encodes 1716 amino acids. The record is from RefSeq and is a predicted model, not a curated record. NCBI's taxonomy places the organism in Eukaryota, Metazoa, Chordata, Actinopteri, Cyprinodontiformes, Cyprinodontidae.
CUUUCUCUCCUCCUGCAUUAAACCCUCAGGACGGACUCGGCCAGACACUCAGAGUAGAGGUUCUGUUUUCCUGCUUGGACUGAGGAAGGGGUUGACUCAGCUUGUCCGAACUUCAGAGUUCUUCUCUUUACUACUGAGAAGCUUCCAUGGUUCAGCUGGAAUGAGACGCAGGAAGAACAGGAGGUUCUGAUGGAGAGAGACCGUCAGCCUUAGGAUCGAGGGCUUUUUUUGAGGCAUGGAGAAGGCAUCAUCUGCAGAUGACUGUCUGCCAUUUGGCCCAGCUGUAGGUCCGUGAUGGCCGCAGAGCUUCCUUCAGGUGGAGGAGAUGAAGCCCGAUUCAGACGCCACGUUGGUCGUCAUGGCCUCCCUGGAUGGAAGUACAGCGGUUGAGACGUUUCUGGCAGCCAUUCAUCUGGAGAGGUACCUACACACCUUCCGCCAAGCCGGCCUCCUAUUGGCCAGAGACUUCUCCCACCUGGACCAUGACGCCUUGGUCAGUUUGGGCGUAACAGCCACAGGACACAGGAAGAGAAUCCUGCGAUUGGUCAACCACAUCCAGAGGAGACAAGGUCAACGAGCCAGUCAGAUGGCAGAUCUUCCAUCUGACUUCUCAGAGGGAGGAAACAACACUGCAUCACUUCAGCAGUCAGGUGGACCUGGAAACAGCCCCAACACUGAAUGUAGGUUGAUGAACCCAGACAGAGCAGCUAUGAAACCAGUUCCUAAACCAAGGACUGUGUUCAACCGCCGCAGGACGGCGCCUGUUCAAUUCAGUCCUCCAGCAGACUCUGCAGGAUCAUCACCUAGGAGGAUGUCACAGGAGUCCAUAUGCUUCACUGUGCUGGAGGAUCUGACUACAGAGGCCUUGCCUGGUAAGGGUCAGAUCAUUGAGGCCACAUCCAAACCUGCUAGCAGUCCCACUUCAGAAGCAGCUCCCACAUCUUCAGAAAGCAGGAGACCCAGCCAAGUUGGCAGAACUAGGCCCAGUCGCAGUCUUUCUCUUUCCGAUGCUGUUGGGUCAGUACCUCCUGUUCCCCCAAGGCUGAACCGCAGCACUGGUGCCUCUGUGACAUCGCCCUCCUCCUCCUCUACAGAGAGGAGACUGUUAUCCUCUAUUCCAGGUCGCCCUGGAAGUCUGGAAGGAAUCAGACUCUCUGGAUCCUCAGUUUCUCCCAGAGGGGGUAGCAUGGAGAUGGUCUCUAAUGAGAUUUACUGGGGCACCUCUCCGAGCUCUGCUGCCAUCAGUGGAGGAAGGAGUUACAGUUGUCAACAGGCAGGUCCCCCGACACCGCCCAGAAACCUGGAUCGGAACCAGAACAAGAACUCUGGGGGGAACCUGGACCGGAACAGCGGCAGCACUUUGAGUAACAACUCUUCAGGAUCAGCCAGAGCCUCCACAGAUGACCCAGAAGAGGAGAUUAGUCCAUAUUGCGAGGCUGUCUUCCAGACCAGAAGAUCCCCAACUGCCUCUGAGAGCGAUCAAAGCCGAUCAGAUGGCAGAGAAACCAGAAUAGAGGAAGGGAGACCAACCGAGGAUCAUGGGUGUCAUAAGUUUUCCUGGACAAAGCGUCUGUCGCAGGCAUUUCACUCAGGAGAUUCUCAGGGUUACAGCACUGUCGGCGAAGCUCCGCCCUCUCUUCGCUGGUCUUCUCUGCCCCCCCACACUUUUCCCCCUGAGGCUGACGAUGACCUGACCAUCUCCCCCUACGCCAGCUACACAUCGUUAACUGAAAGAGCCCCGCCCAUUAUUAGUGGCUGGCUGGACAAGUUGUCACCACAGGGGAAUUACGUUUUCCAGAAGCGCUUUGUGAAGUUUGACGGGAAGAACCUGAUGUACUUCGGCAGUGAAAAGGAUGUCUACCCUAAAGGAGUAAUCCCAUUGGCUGCCAUCCAGAUGGCCCGCCCAGCCAAAGACAACAAGUUUGAGAUAGUGACGAGUCACAGGAUAUUUGUGUUUCGGACCGAUAAUGAGGUGCUGAGGCGGCGCUGGGUUGCCACUCUACAGGAACACGUCAGAGAUCAUCAGGUGUUUGGUCGGCGCCGCUUUGGACCCGGAUCUCACUGCCAGAAACAUGGUGUCCUAGAGCUCAAAGGAACAAAAUCCAAAGUUUAUGCUGCCAUUAACACAGACCAAAUCUGGCUCUACAAGAGCGAGCAGUGCUUCCGAAACGGAAUUGGUAUCACUGUGAUCGAAGCCCGCGGUGCAACGAUCCGAGACGGAAAGCACAGGAGCUUUGACCUCAUCACUCCCUACAAAACCUUUAGCUUCACGGCUGAGUCAGACCGGGAGAAGCGGGACUGGAUGGAGGCUUUGCAGGAGGUGAUUGCAGAGACUCUAUCCGAUUAUGAGGUAGCUGAGAAGAUCUGGUCAAAUCGAUCAAACAGGAUGUGUGCUGACUGUAAGGCCCUGAACCCGGACUGGGCCUCCAUCAAUCUCUGCGUGGUCAUCUGUAAGAACUGUGCAGGGCAGCACAGAGGUUUGGGGACAAUGGUUUCUAAAGUCCAAAGUCUCAAACUUGACACCAGUGUUUGGAGCAAUGAGAUUGUUCAGCUGUUCAUCAUGCUGGGUAACGACCGGGCCAACGACUUCUGGGCGGCCCACCUCUCUGUGUCUGAGGAGUUAGACUGUGACGCUACACCGGAGCAGAGAAGGGAGUUCAUCAGCCAGAAGUACAGAGAGGGUCGGUUCCGUCUGGCCCACCCAGCAUUCAACAGUCAGGAGGAGCUCCUUAAGGUCCUCUGCUCCUCCGUCUCUGAACAGACUCUCCUGAAAACUGUCACUCAGAUUUUCUCAGAGGCCGCUCGGCUCGCCGCCGACUCGGACCAUCGUCAGCAGCAGCAUUGCCUGGAGCACCUGAGCCCAUCAGACCCCAGCGUUUAUGAUGAGAUCAUGCAGCCCAUCCUUCACUCUGGUUUCCUCUACAAGGCCUCUUCACUCAGCAAAGGAACACUGUCCAGGAAAACCCGGGAAGACUUCCAGAAGUUCUGGUGCUCCGUUGAUCAGUCUCUGGUUCUGUAUGAGUCAGAACACUCGGCGGACCCCUGCCUGCAGAUCAAUGUCAAGGACAUUGUGUGCCUGGGGGUCAGUCGACCUGACGCAGCAAGCAACAACAACGGAUUCAUUGACAGGUUCCGCUACACCUUUGAGGUAUAUGUGGCAUCAGAGAAGCUGUUCCUGUUUGGGUUGGAGACAGCCGAUGCGCUGCACAGCUGGACUAAAGCCAUUGGACAGGCUGCCACGCCGCUCAGCUGUCAUUGCCUGCUGACCCGGGAGUUUGAGCGGGUUGGGCUCCUGCGGUACCGAGCCAUGUUGGAUCCUCAACAGUGGAAAGAAGCCUACUUCGUCCUGCAGAAGUCGAACCUUUUCAUCUGCCCCCGGAACGACGGAGCGGCUGAGGACAUCAUCAACCUAAACCGGCUGCAGGAACUCAGUAUCACUUCAGAGAAUGAGAAUCACGAGAAGAAAGAGAUUCUGGUUCUGGUGGAGAAGGGAAGGACUCUCCACCUGCAGGGUGUGGGGCGCACAGACUUUCCUUUGUGGUACUCGGACAUCCAGCGAGCAGCCGGCGGAAAAGGGAAUGCUCUGCGGGAGCAGCAGAUGAGCCGGAGCGACAUUCCCAUCAUUGUGGACAGCUGCAUCGCCUUCACCACGCAGUAUGGUCUGGGCCAUGAGGGGAUCUACAGGAAGAAUGGAGCCAAGUCCAGGAUCCGGCUGCUGAUGGACGAGUUCCGGAAAGACGCUAGGAAUGUUAAACUGCGGAUCGGUGACCAUUUCAUUGAGGAUGUUACUGACGUGCUGAAGAGGUUCUUCAGAGAAAUCGAUGACCCGAUUUUCAUGGCUGAGCUACACCCAGUGUGGCAAGAGGCUGCAAAAAUCCCUCAGAAGCGUUCCAGGUUGGACCGUUACAAAGAGAUCAUCCGGAGUCUUCCUCGGGUAAACCGGACCACUCUGGCUGCCCUAAUCAGUCACCUUUAUAGGGUCCAGAAGUGUGCUGACCUGAACCAGAUGUGCACCAAGAACCUCUCCUUGCUGUUUGCUCCCAGCUUGUUUCAGACCGAUGGGAAGGGUGAGCACGAGGUGAAGAUCGUUGAGGAUUUGAUCGAUAACUACCUGUACGUCUUUGAGAUUGACGAGGAUCAUCAGACUCAGAUUGAGCUGGAAAUCAGCCUCAUCACCAGCUGGAAGGAUACACAGCUCUCUCAGGCCGGUGACCUCAUCAUUGAAGUCUACCUGGAGAUGAAGAUCCCAGACUGCUGUAUCACUCUGAAAGUGUCCCCCACCAUGUGUGCCGAGGAGUUGACCAACCAGGUUCUGUACAUGAGGAAUGUCCCGGCUGGAGAGAAGGACGUCUGGAUGACGUUCGAGGCCAUCGAGGACGGCCAGCUGGAACGUCCGUUACAUCCCAAAGAGAAGGUUCUGGAGCAGGCGCUGCAGUGGUGCAAGAUGGCUGACCCCAGCUCUGCCUUCCUGGUGGUGAAGAAGGUUCCUAAAGGAGAGGGCAUCAAUAUCCUCACCUCUUAUAAGAGUGAGAUCAUGAAGGUUGGGCUGCUGCGGUGCCGUGAAGAACCUCCCAAGCUCCUUCAGGGAAACCGGUUCCAGGAGAGAACGUUCCAGAUCCGAGACCAUAAACUGCUGCUGCUCAAAGACAAAAGGAGCAUCAAACCUGAGAAGGAGUGGGCCCUGAAGACCAUGAAGAUCUACAUCGGGAUCCGCAGGAAGCUGAAAGCUCCAAGCAGGUGGGGCUUCACCGUGAUAUCAGAUAAACACCAGCUGUUCCUGUGCUGCAGCAGUGAGGCCGAGUUGUGGGACUGGGUCACCAGCUUCCUCAGAGCUCAGAAUGAUGAUCCAGAUCCUCCCGUGCUGCGGCGCCAUUCCUCCUCCGACAUCUCCAAGCAGAAGUUUGGUACCAUGCCACUGGUUCCCAUCAGAGGAAAUGAGAGAAACAGCAGCAUGCUGUCAGCCAAUCAGACCCUGAGAAAAUUACAUGAUAGGAGGACGCUGUCCAUGUACUUUCCAAUGAAGGUCCAGCAAGACUUGUUUGAGGAGCGUGCAGAGUCUCCAGACCUUCCUGAGCCACUCUAUGAGGAGGUGGGGGACUUUGGACUGCAGGUUCUGAAAUCCCUGGAGACCAGCUUCAGGUCCAGCAGCAUCGCAGAGACCCAGGAGGUCCCGGACCAGCCUCCACUCAGACUGGUCCUAUCAGAGAGCGGCCAUCUGGACCACAUUAUCAUCCCAGAGGAGGUCCAAAAAGCACCAGGUUCUGAUGAAACGCUGGAGCAGAGCAGCAAUGGAGGAGGAACAAACUGCAGUACUACUAAUCAGCCAGCAGGAGGAAGAAUGCAGCCACUGCCAGGAGGCUGCACACCUUCACAGGAGCUGCUCCUGCAGGAGCUGUCCUCCGCCUUCAACAAGAACACUGAUGAGGAGGAGCGGGAGGAAGAGGAGCAGAAGGAGGAGAAGCUGUAUGAUGUCUGAAGGAGCAGCACCAGCAGGUGGGAGAACUUUGAAACGGGAAGAUCAGAACCUUUAGGAAGCUCAGCUACAAGUUCUUAUCAGAGGACGAAGCCAGUAAGCCUGAUGAGGGUUCAGCUCAGGUGGACCAAUCAGAACCAGGCAGGUUCCUUCAGAACUGUGGACAAGUGAUACUGUAGCUGCGGAGGUAAUGACGUCAUAACCAUCAGGUGACAGGAAGGUCAGCUCAGAUGGGAAUGUUUGGGACACACAUGGAUUUUUUUUCUUUAUUUACGGGUUCUGUUUAGAUUUUGUGGACUGGAUGGGUUCUGAUAGAACUGAUGAGUGCAGUGAGGUUGCUUCUCUGGACCAAAAUUAAAAUCUUCAAUAAAACAUCCUGAGAACUUUGCAGUCCGAGCCUAAAACUGAAAGGGUCUGAUCGGUUUAUCAGAGGACCAGAUUGACAGGAGAAACAUGCCCUGAUGUUGGGGAGGGGGGAGAAGAAGAAGAAAAUUGUGCAGAACCGAGCAUGAAUGAAGCUGUGAACAAUAAAGAUCUCGUCUUGA